UCCCCCGCCUCCAUUUUGUUCGCGGACGCUGGGGACGGUGGGAGCAGAUCCAUUUCCGGGUUGGCAAAAGGGGCGGCGGCGGCGGCGAGAAAGAGAGCUUGCCGGGGGGCGAGCAGGGCAGGACGAAGCCGGAGCGUAGGCGGCGGAGGAUUCGCUCCCAGAGCAGCUGUGGCCAGGUAUAUGAAUGACCUAAAGCUACAAAUAAAGACGGAGAGAGAACAGUGCCAACUGGGAGCAGGGCAAGAAUGCCAAUUCCUCCUCCCCCGCCACCCCCACCUGGCCCUCCUCCACCUCCCACGUUUCAUCAGGCAAACACAGAGCAGCCCAAGCUGAGUAGAGAUGAGCAGCGGGGUCGAGGCGCCCUCUUACAGGACAUUUGCAAAGGGACCAAGCUGAAGAAGGUGACCAACAUUAAUGAUCGGAGUGCUCCCAUCCUCGAGAAGCCCAAAGGAAGCAGUGGUGGCUAUGGCUCUGGAGGAGCUGCCCUGCAGCCCAAGGGAGGUCUGUUCCAAGGAGGAGUGCCGAAGCUUCGACCUGUGGGAGCCAAGGACGGUUCAGAGAACCUAGCUGGUAAGCCGGCCCUGCAAGUCCCCAGUUCUCGAGCUGCUGCCCCAAGGCCUCCAGUAUCUGCAGCCAGCGGGCGUCCUCAGGAUGAUACAGACAGCAGCCGGGCCUCACUCCCAGAACUGCCCCGGAUGCAGAGACCCUCUUUACCGGACCUCUCUCGGCCUAAUACCACCAGCAGUACGGGCAUGAAGCACAGCUCCUCUGCCCCUCCCCCGCCACCCCCAGGGCGGCGUGCCAACGCACCCCCCACACCUCUGCCUAUGCACAGCAACAAAGCCCCCGCCUACAACAGAGAGAAACCCUUGCCGCCGACGCCUGGACAGAGGCUUCACCCUGGUCGAGAGGGACCUCCUGCUCCACCCCCAGUCAAACCACCUCCUUCCCCUGUGAAUAUCAGAACGGGACCAAGUGGCCAGUCUCUGGCUCCUCCUCCUCCGCCUUACCGCCAGCCUCCUGGGGUCCCCAAUGGACCCUCUAGCCCCACUAAUGAGUCAGCCCCUGAGCUGCCACAGAGACACAAUUCUUUGCAUAGGAAGACACCAGGGCCUGUCAGAGGCCUAGCACCUCCUCCGCCCACCUCAGCCUCCUCCUCUUUACUGAGUAAUAGGCCACCUCCCCCAGCCCGAGACCCUCCCAGUCGGGGAGCAGCUCCUCCACCCCCACCACCCGUGAUCCGAAAUGGUGCCCGGGAUGCUCCCCCUCCCCCACCACCAUACCGAAUGCAUGGGUCAGAACCCCCGAGCCGAGGAAAGCCCCCACCUCCACCCUCAAGGACGCCAGCUGGGCCACCCCCUCCUCCUCCGCCACCCCUGAGGAAUGGCCACAGAGAUUCUAUCACCACUGUCCGGUCUUUCUUGGAUGAUUUUGAGUCAAAGUAUUCCUUCCAUCCAGUAGAAGACUUUCCUGCUCCAGAAGAAUAUAAACACUUUCAGAGGAUAUAUCCCAGCAAAACAAACCGAGCUGCCCGUGGAGCCCCACCUCUGCCACCCAUUCUCAGGUGAAGCCUGGCUUGGUCCUGUUCCUCAGGAAAAGGAUGGACCUUCUCUUCUUCUCAGAUGGUCCCUUCCAUUCCCCUGAAACCCGCAUGAGAGCUCCUAACAUGUUUCUCCAAUGCAACCAACCCCUAGACUCCAAGUGUCCUCCCAGCUCACCUCCAUCUAUGCAUCUCGUCUCUGGAUUUGGUGAUCAGACUCUUUAUAUUGACAGUAGGAUCUCAAACCCUGCAUCCAUCCUUCCUCCAGCAAGCCCUGCUAAGCCACAUGAGGAACAAGUUUCCGUGUCUCCUGCCUUCCUCUUGGGGAAAGGUGCCUUGUUGUGAUGAAUUAACUCACUGUUGGGGCAGGGUGGGGAAUGGUACUCCUUCCUUCUCCUGUCCACGGUAGGGGAAGCUUGGCAGGUAUAUUAUAUUUCAUCAUUUAGGAGGCUGACAUGACCAGGACUUAUGGGUGGGAGGGGAGCAUUUUUAGUGAAGCAAGAAAGGAGUUUGCCAAGAGGUGAUCUGUUUUAAAGGUCAUAUUUGGAGAAAGGGCAAGGAAUUGGGUCUGCUUUAUUUUAGGGGUAUUUUGUUUUUGUUCUUACCUGCUGCCUGCCCCCACCACCCCAGGGAUAAAUUGGAUAUAAACACUAAAUACUAAUCAGUUGAACUUAACAUUUAAUAAAAAGAGAGGGUGAAAUAAACUGAGGACCAUUUUAGAACUAGUCAGUUCUCUGCAGCAAAGGGACCAGGAGCCAUUUGAACCCUCUGGGACCCCUCACCCCACUGCUUCACGGUGCUAGGCUGAGGGAUGUUUUUCCUCCCCCUUACCACCCAUGCCCUCGAAGGAAAUGUCACUUUUUGUGGAGGGCAUCAUUCAUUCCUGAUUCACAAACCCCAAAAACCUCUGGUGGGAGAGAGGAAGAUAGGGCAUGGGCCUAGGCCUUAACCUCAAUCUUGAGUCUGCCUCAGUCUUUUCUGACUGGCCCCGAAGUUGUCAGUGGCUCUUUCUGUCCUUCAGCCCCUGGAAGGUGCUCCAGGAUAACAAAGAAGGGCAGGUUGAAGCCCCUCAUGGAAGGAACUGGCUUUGUGGCGCUGCAAAGGACUUUUAAGUCCUGCAUGUACUGAAGUUCACAGCCCACCUGACUGAGCAGACUCUUCCUGUUCCUUUCUCUACCACCCUUGCCUUCCCAGGACUGCACGAUUUAACACAGCAGAGUACAGAAGGGUGAAGAAGUGAGCAGAGGCUUAUGAGGAUAUUCAGAUACUCCUCUAUGCCAGGAAGCACAAAGACUUUGUUGAGUUUUGCCUCAGUUCAGUAGAUCUUCCUUGGCAGCCAGCCAUAGGUUGUUUCUUUGUCUUCCAGAUCCCAAAGAGCACAGAGAAAAAUGGAGGUCCCCAGUCUAGGUAGGAACUGUCGUUGGCUGAUUGGAUGAGGACUUCUUUUUUUCCAACAGCAGGAUGGGGCUUCUGGGCUUGACACACCAGAUGCUUUGGUUUUCUACAACUGUUGCUACGUGUAGAGGCUGUUCAGAGCGUGGCAUGAGAGCAAGGAGACCAUGGCUACUCUUUGAAAUGGAUGGGGAAAAUUAGCUUAAAAAUUUAAUCACACACAUCACAGGCUUAAACUGUCUUAGGGACCUUUCCAGUUGAUUGGAUUACAGGCUAGAGAUCUGUGCAUGGUGCCAGGUGAAACCCAAGUCUCCCCAGUGCUAGGUGAGGGAGGGCUCAGCAGGGGUAAUGUGUAUGGGGUCUGCUGUCCUUUGCCAUCCCCUAGACCACAUUAACUCUGGGACAGACCAUGAUUAGGUCUGUCACCAAACUUUUCCCAAUAAUUUUUUAUAUAUCAUUCCUCUUUCUAAUCUGUUAGCGGUUAUCUCCCAGAAGUAUCCCUAGCAUCCUUAAGUAAACAGAACUGCCGGACCUGGUGGCUUACGCCUGUAAUCUCAGCAAUCUGGGAGGCCAAGGCGGGUGGAUCACCUGAGGUCAGAAGUUCGAGACCAGCCUGUCCAACAUGGCGAAACCCCGUUUCUACUAAAAAUACAAAAAUUAGCUGGGCAUGAUGGCACGUGCCUGUAGUCCCAGCUACUGGGGAGGCUGAGGCAUGAGAAUCGCUUGAACCCAGGAGGCGGAGGUUGCAGUGAGUAGAGAUGGUGCCACUGCGCUCCAGCCUGGGUGACAGAGUGAAACUCCGUCUCAAAAAACAAACAAAAAAACAGAACUGAGAGAGGGGAUGCUAGUGGAGGGAAAAGGAGAGAGUAUAAGAAUUCAUACUGCAGCAGAGUUCCAGGGCAGAUACUGACAAGUGACUAAACUUUGACUGUGAAGUCUUCCCAUUUAUUUUUGAAAUGGGAGUCGAUGCCUUUUGUACGUUAUCAAAGUGUCUUUUUUUUUUUUCCCUCCUUUACUCACACAGAGCAUCAAAAUAUCACGAGUAAAGCCAAACCUCCGUUUUUCACUGGGGCUGAUACCUUCCUCCCCAUGGCCCGCUGCCCCUCAAAUUCCUCAGCACUUGGACUGUGUCACAUGGAUAUUGAUUGUGUACUUGUUGUCUCCGCCUCAUGCAAAAAGGCCUGGGUCUAGAUCUAGUCAGAUGGGUUUUUUUCAGAGCAUGUUGAUGAUACAACACCUGUUUCAGUGUCUUUGCCUUAUACAUUAUUUGGUCCCGCUGUUAAUAAUAGAUUUAUUACUAUGUAUAUUUACUAUUGAAGAUGGGAAUGUGAUCUGCAUAGUUAUCGGUCUACUUUCUAUGUUGUAAAAAGCUUCUAAUAUGGGGUUUAAGGUGGGCUGGCUACAAGAGCACUAAAACUCCUCACCUUUUAAACUGCUCUUUUUAUCUGCUUGUGGGAAUGUCGUCUCUUCCAUGGAAGAUUGGGUGGUCUCAUGUUGAGGCUGUUGCCCAGUCCCAUUAACUCCCUUGUCCCCCCGCAGAAGGAAGAGACAUUUCCCAGCUAAGCACCAGGAAGCUGUGUUAAAAGCCCUUGUAUGGGUUUGGUUUUGUGAUGUUCUUCCCUAAUGGGAAAAACUUUAUAGUUGUUUCUUACUGCCCUGUGUGGGAAGCAGGGCGGUGGCCUCCAGUCUUUUAAAUGAGCUAGAUGUCCCUCUUCCCCUUCUCUGGUCACUGAACCUGGACCAAAGCACUUUGAUAUUCCAGGUGUGAUUUUCUCUGUCAUGGGGAUUUGCUCCAGCUGCAGAGCCCCAUCAUUUUCACAGCCUAGGCCAACAGAGUGAGAACCUAGGGCUACCCUAGCUGAUGGAUGUGAGGCUGCUGUCUCCAGGAGCUCAUCCCAGCCCUGCUAACUGGCAGCGGCAAGGAUACUCGUCACCGGCCAUUGCACUGGGGAACUGCCUCACCCCAUGGCUUCCCAACUUGAAACCCAGAUUUACCUCCAGGGAGAGGUGAGAAAAAAAGUUUAAAUAGACUUGCUACAGAGCAACUCAGGGUUGGGGUGUGUUUUAAUUCUCCUGAUCACUUGAAAUAAUCUGUAGGCUGAGUGCUUAUGGGGGUGGGAGAGAAGGGCGACUCCAGGGUCCUUCCCUUUUACGAAGCUCUGGGGGUGGAGUGUGGGCAUCUGAGGCCCUAUGAUGGCACUACACUGAGCUGUCUAUCCUUCUGGAAACCCAUCCUGCAAUCAACUGCAAAUCAAAUUCUUCACAUUCCAGCUACAGUCUUUUUUUCCCCAUUGAAUCUCAGUCCCUGGCCAUGUGGUCAAGGUGGCUUUCUGUUAAGCUAUCCUAAUUUUGGGAAUGGGAGGGGAGAGAGGAGGGCCAUUACAACUCUGCCUUGAAGGCUCAUCUCUUCAAAACAAAACAAAACUACAACCACCAUCAAAACCACAUGAAAAAAAAAAAAAAGAUUAACUGAAGGGAGGGUUUGGUUCCAUUCAACUCCACAUUCAUUGUGCCUUUACUUGUGUUAGAUUUCUGUGCUUUCUUCCUCUCCCUCUUUGAAGCAAUUAAAAUCUUCCUUGAUAACUGCUGUUUCUUUCUACUCUUGUUUCUGGCAACUUGGUGGGUUCCUUCCCUAGUUGUCUUAAAUCUCAUUCCACUGGUGGCAAGAGGGGGCCUAGCCUUCUUUUCUCAUGUCUAAUCUUUGUCCUUUCUCAUGGUGCCCUGCAUGGAAGUCACAGUCAACACUGAAUAAAUGACUAGAAUGACAUGUGUGCGUGCGUGUGUGUGUGUGUGUGUGCGCGCAUCUGUCUGUAUGUGGAUCAAUUUCUUUUGGAAAAUAAUUUAUUGUAUGAUUUAUUUUGGAGUUAUAUUCUGAUUACAGUGCUCCCUCUCCCAAAUAGCAUUGAUUUGUUUCCCCCCUCUAAAAUGUAUAAUCUGGUCUCAGGUUGGAUUCUUUGGUACAUUUCUUUCUUCUGGAUGCCGUGCAGUGUAAUUAAACCUUGCUUAAAAACAAAAAGUGAAAAAUGUGUACUCUUGUGUGGAAUACCGCCUCAAGUGGUGGCACAGAGAGGGGAGAAAACCUUUGCCUCAUAAUUUGGGUAAAUGUAGUGGUUUGAUUCCAGGUCUUUUGAAAAGGUAGAUCUGCUGACUUGGGCAGACUCAUCUACAGCUUCCUGAGGGUCUUCUCUCCUCCCCUCCAGCUGUAUUUUGAAAAUUACAGUUCUAGUUGGCCGGGCGUGAUGGUCCAGCGCCUGUAAUCCCAGCACUUCGGGAGGCCAAGGUGGGUGGAUCACUUAAGGUCAGGAGUUCGAGACCAGCUUGGCCAACAUGGUGAAACGCCGUCUCUACUGCAAAUACAGAAAUUAGCCGGUGUCGUAGCGCAUGCCUGUAGUCCCAGCUACUCGAGAAGCCGAGGCAGGAGAAUCGCUUGAACCCAGGAGGCAGAGGUUGCACUGAGCUGAGAUCAUGCCACUGCACUCAAAAAAAAAAAAAAAAAAAAAAAUUACAGUUCUAGAGUUCUAGUUACCCUUCCUGGGAGAUUCUGAUAGACUUUAUUUUAUUAUUUUUUAUUAUUUUUUAUUAUUUUUUUGAGACAGGAUCUUGCUCUGGAGUGCAGUGGUGUGAUCAUAGCUCACUGCAGCCUCCAACUCCCAAGCUCAAGUGAUCCUCCCACCUAAGCCUCCUGUGUAGCUGGGACCACAGGUGUGUAACUGUGCCUGGCUAAUUUUGAAAAUUUUAUUGUAAAGAUGAGGUCUCUCUAUGUUGCUCAAUCUGGUCUCAAAUUCCUGGGCUCAAGUGAUCGUCCCAUUUCGGCUUCUCAAAGUGCUGGGAUUACAGGCAUGAGACACCACACCCAACCAGUCCUUGUUUUAUAUUUCUACCUAACUCCCCUUUGCGCAUGAUUUCAGGGAACCUAAGAGGCUUCCUGGCCUUGUGACCUUUUCCUUGAAUCUCUUACAAUUCUUUCUACCUGUGUUACACAGCAGAUUCUCAAAUUGAGGCUAAAGGAAAGAAGGGUGGGGACAAAGCAUACAGAAUGUGUGUAUCUGUUUUUAUAUGGGUGUUGGCUGUUUUUCCUCACUGCUUUUUAAGCUGAAUCUUAGCUGGUUUUCUUGAACUUUGCCUUUAGGUGUAAAAAUUCAACCAGACACUCUCUCCUUACUGUGGUCAGCUGACAUCAUAACCACUAAGGCUUAAUGAGCUUAACUUGCACUUUGAUCACUAGCAAAGGUCUUGAAGUUAUUUCUCUUCCUGAUUCAUAAUGGGUGUGUGUAUGAAUCACUCUCACAUAAUUUAGAUAUAAAAACCUAUGAGGAUGAGGGAGGGAGGAGAGAAAAAAAGGACUCCUUUCAUUUUCAUCUGUACUUCCCAGAUGGGCUGAAUCCCUGAUUAUUUGACCCAUCAUUGUUAUUAAUAUGAUUAAUAAACUACUUGUUUAUUGAUUGAA
Macaca mulatta (Rhesus monkey) is the source of this 7379-nucleotide messenger RNA. RefSeq names its product WAS/WASL interacting protein family member 2 (gene WIPF2). Gene Ontology annotation, molecular function: actin binding. The record is from RefSeq and is a predicted model, not a curated record. Lineage: Eukaryota; Metazoa; Chordata; Mammalia; Primates; Cercopithecidae.